CAGUUGUGAUUGUAAACACGUGUGAACUCUGUUUAAUUUCACUCGUCUCUGUCUCAGAUGUGUUGACAUGCUCGCUCCUCGCUGGUUGCGUCUGUACUCUGCGUGUGUCCGUGUAGUUCACAGCAGGAGAGCAGGUGGAGGUGGUGGAGGUGGAGGAGGGUGGAGGACGCUGACAGGACGCUAUGCAGAGGUGCGGCUCUGGGGUGCAGCAGCAGCACCAGAGCGCCUCUGUCACAGCGAUCUGGGGGACUUGUACAAGAAGGAGUCUGUUCAGAGAUACCUGCAGCAGCUCGUGGAGGAGCAUGAACACCUGAGCGACAAGCUGCAGCGCGCACACCUGAGCGAGACUGACAGGAAGGUGCUCACGAGGAGGCACGCGGAGCUGCUGCCUGUUGCAAAAGUGUUUGAGAGUGUUGAGCGAGCCCUGAGAGACCUGGAGGAGGUCCAGACACUGCUGCACGGUUCAGCCGGGUCCAAAGAUGAAGACGAACAGCUGAGCCAGCUGUUGAAAGAGGAGGAAGCACAAAUGUCCCGAAAGAUUGUGACCUUAAGAAGACACCUGAUCGAAGCGCUCGUGCCCGCUGACCCCCUCGACUCCAGUAACAUUUUGCUGGAGGUCGUAUCAGGACGAACGACGGGAGGUGACAUCUGUCAGCAGUUCACCAGAGAGAUGUUCGACAUGUACCAGGGCUUUGCCUAUUACAAAAACUGGGACUUUGAGGUUUUGAACUACUCCAACGCCGAUUAUGGUGGUCUCCACCACGCGGCGGUGAGGAUAGCCGGGGAGAACGUCUACAGACACCUGAAGCAUGAAGGAGGAACACACCGGGUGCAGAGGAUCCCCGAGGUGGGCCUGUCCUCCAGGAUGCAGCGCAUCCACACGGGGACCAUGACCGUCAUCAUCCUGCCUCAGCCAGUGGAGUUCGACGUCCACGUCGAUCCGAAGGAUCUUCGCAUCGACACGUUCAAGUCUCGGGGUGCUGGAGGUCAAAGCGUCAACACGACGGACAGCGCAGUGCGCAUCGUUCAUCUUCCCACCGGGACGACAGCCGAGUGUCAGCAGAGCCGCUCUCAGCUGCAGAACAGAGACACCGCCAUGCGCAUGCUGAAGGCCCGGCUGUACCAGAGCGCGAUGGGCAAAGACACGGAGCAGAGGCACACGGCGCGGAAGCAGCAGGUGGGGACGCGCUCUCAGUCGGAGAGGAUUCGAACCUACACCUUCAGCCAGGAUCGAGUCACGGACCACCGGACGGGAUACGUCACCAGAGACAUUAAGGAGUUCAUGCGAGGAGGCGAGGCGCUCGACGACCUGAUCCGCGACGUCCUGAAGCACGCAGAGAUGGAGGCUCUCCUGGAGGUGGUGGAGAGCGCCGGGCUGAAACCGACGGUGACGUGAUGCGAGCUGAAGGUUUUAAUAUUUUAAUGCCAUCACUCCUAAAGAUGUUUUUAUUUUUGUAAUAAAAUAUUUAAAGUGUGUACUCUGUGUCACUAAAUAACAGCUUCACACCUUUAACACGAGUCACUGAAGGUUUCUAGCCACGUUAAGGCUGCACAUACCUGCUGAAGAUCAAUAUAUUUAUAUAAUUUAUGAG
This is a messenger RNA of Larimichthys crocea (large yellow croaker), 1592 nucleotides long. RefSeq names its product mitochondrial translational release factor 1 (gene mtrf1). Bases 68 to 1396 code for a protein of 442 amino acids. Gene Ontology annotation, cellular component: mitochondrion. Lineage: Eukaryota; Metazoa; Chordata; Actinopteri; Sciaenidae. Gene Ontology annotation, biological process: mitochondrial translational termination. The transcript has 9 exons. Gene Ontology annotation, molecular function: translation release factor activity. The record is from RefSeq and is a predicted model, not a curated record.